UGUCAGCAGGCCUGUGAACAUGCGCUCUUGAUACCUCGUGGAUCGCGACUUGGCGCGAUCAAUUGACCGAGACCAGUCGACCGAUGUGUAUUUUUUUGCUUGAAAUUUCGCUCGUUCCCUCCGUUAUCGCUAGACAAUGGUAGGCUCUGUAUUCAUAGGCCGGUAUUCAUAGUCAAGUCUUAUAUUUAAGCCGUCUUGAGUUCACCUUCAGAUACUCCAUAGCCAAUGAAACGGUCCGUACAGUAUCUGUAGAUGAACUUAGGAUCUUAAAUAUAAAAUCUAUGAAUAUAUUGGCCUGAUAUACGCGAAAGUCUACAUUUUCAAAUUGGCCAAUCUUGAUUAAUUUUAGAGAAAUCGACGCAAUCUGUGAUCGAGUAAGGAUACACAAAUGAGAAUGUAUGAAAAUGACGGUUAAUGAUCAACGGUUCAAUCGUAAUAUAUCAUACAUUCGAAAAUUUGUAAUAUAACAUAUAUGGAAGGAAUUUUCAACACUUAAUUUUUUUAUACAUUUCGAGACGCAUUCGAUAUCCUGUGAAAAAAUUUAUAUAAUUCUGAGUGUAUUAGAAAAAUGAAUAUCAAUUAACGAAUAAGCUGCAAAAAAUACGAAAGUUUCACGUCGCAAAGUUAAUUUUCCGAAGAUGUAGCUUCAGCUUCUUCAAGUCAAGUAAAAGAUGUUGGUGUCGCAAAGGAAUCACGUCGAGUCUACAUAUCUCGAGUUAAACGGAUACUCAACUGUGCUAUUCAUCCAGUUUCGCGUUCUUAAUCACUUAUCUCCCAUUAUAAUUGCUUGCGUUGCAAAAGGGUAAAGAUGAUUGCCCUGUGGAUCUUAUUUAGCUGUCGCGUUGAAUUUCGCGUUGAAUUUCGGAUCUUAUAACAAAUUGUUUUUGCGAAUAAUGGACGUAUUACGCGUUUAGACAUCUGCCUUGGAAGAGAAAGGGCCAAGUUCGUUUCUUCAGUUUCCAGUUAUAGAAAUUUUGAAAUUUGUAAACAUUCCGCAAUGUGUGUGUAUAACACAAAUACUGUGUACUGUUGUAUUGAUUAACUGCUUUAGCAAUUUAAGAACAAAGAUUUAAUUUAUGUAAAUUUCAAGCUCGGGAAAUUUUUGAAAAUAUCAAAAUAUUUUUACAAAAAUAAGGAAAUUUUUGCCAAAAAACAGAUUUCUCGUGUUCUCUUUCUCUCUCCCGCAAGAUGUCCCGGAAAAUGUUCAGAAAUAUAUCGAAAUAUUUCCGUAAGAAUUUGACAAUUUUGCAAUUGAAAAUCGAAGAAAUCGAUUUUUAUUUCAUAUAAGAUGCGGAUUACAGUGCAUUGUCGUAUUAACAACACGUUUACAUCACUGUGUAAUAACCUUGUUAUUAACUAAUUUCGACUGCCUCAGGAUCUGUCGAAUUGUCAAGUUUAUUCCUGCUAUAAUUUCCUCUUUAUUCUAUCUCGAGCCUCAUUGUGUGUGAUUAAUCGAAUUUUACUCAGCGCGAGCGUUCACAAUAGAACUCGCCCACACCUGCAUCCUUCUCGGGCCAGAUACUGCGGGCACGCUUAUCUGGCGCUCUUAACGAACCCUGCUUCCUUCCCGCAGCCUUUUUCUACAGCGCCCAAACGAUAAACACACAGAACGGCACUUCCGCUGCUGUUCUCGUGAAGAUGAAUAUUUCGUAACACUUCGGCAACGCGUCACGACCGAAAUAACAGCGUGUAAUUUUGGAGACAAGAUCCGAGAACAACGUUCCCGACGUCGCGCCGGCCCGAGUCGCGCAUGAUAACGAUUGUCUUCUUUCUUUAUUGCAGAAGAGUCCGAUGGAUGGGGCCAGGGAGUAAACACAUCGUCAUAUAGUUGAUCCAAGUUUCUCGAACGAUGUGCCAUGGCUUCGUCUUUAGGGGGGCCAGGAAUGACAUCGGGCGUCCCGUCGCCGCGAAUAGUCAACCUGGAAUUUCCCCCACCUCCUCCUUACCCACCACCUCAGAGGUCGUGCACCACGUUGCUGGAACCAAUGUCGCCGGUGGUAUCGCCAAUCGCGAGUUCUCACCAACAUCAUCCUCUUCUGGAUUACUCGUACGCUUAUUAUCAGCCUGACGCCAGUCACUUUCAUGCCGCGUACUCGACAGAAGUACUUUCGCAGCAGCAGCAGCAGCAGCAACAGCAGCAACAACAACAGCAGCAGCAGCAGCAGCAGCAACUACGACAGCCGCAACAACAGUCGCAGCAAAUCAGAUCCGAUCCGCUGAAGAGACACACUUAUACAACCUGUUACGGCACGGAAGAAAACAUUUAUGAAGAGAUAUCAGAAAUCAGCAAACAAUGCCAUCGUGCGCUGCGCGGCUCGCGAAGAUCGCUCGUAGCGGAGGAGGUACGUCGUGUGCAAUCGCGACAUCGACGUGUGCUUGGGGAGCUCAAUUUGAGCGUUGAAGCGAUGCUGAUGCCGUCCGUGUCCGACAACAACGAGGAGCAAGUGUCGCAGGAACCUCACGACGCUUCCACCGAAGAAUUAUUGCCUUCGGUCAGUCCUGCCGAUGAUCUCCUCUCGCGCGUGGGAUGCGACAUGGAUAGCGGCUUCAGUGGCAGCUCCAGUGCGAGUUACAGAUCGGUCUUGGGAUCCUUGAGAAGAGGAGCAGGGAAGGGCAAUUGUCCGGAACCAAAUAUUGUUCAACGUAAAACGAAAGCCGCUAUGAUAUGGAAGAAAGGCUGGAAAGGUUGGAAGAAACUUCAUUCUUUAGGAACCAACAGCAGCAACAAAAUCACCGACGAGCCUCGUUCAAGGUGCAAAUCGUGGGAUGACGUAGGACCGGGCAAAAUGGAAACGGCCAGUGGACACUCGCACGCGCAUCGUCAUUCCUCUCUGGAGACGAGCAGGUCCAACACCUCCACGCAGUCCGCUAGAAGUGAGGACUCCUGGUGCUCGGCAUCGGACCACGAUCUGUCGUCGGACGAUGAAAGCGAGAAGAGUAAUAUCAGUAUUAAAAGCAACUGUCAAUUAAGAAACACGUUGCACAAGGCGCGCACACUCUGUGACAAGUGGCGCUUUCAGCAUAUGCCUCUGAACAAUGUGGAUCCCUUGGAGUCGCCGAGUAAUCACGGGCGACUCUCGAGAUGGUUCAGCAUUCGCAGAGGAUCAUCGCAUCAUUACGACGUGGACUCCACGGAUACGGUGUCUCUAACCAGUCCCAUUAAAACGCCGCAAAUGCCGCAGCUUUGCGAAGUUGACGAGGAGAACAGUGCGAUGGUGCAGUUUCAAUGUAUGCAGCAACGAAGACAAGCUCCACCUACACUCCCAUCGGCACCCCCGAAUUUGUCUCCCCAGCAAUUGAAACGUAGACACAUCGUGGCGGCGAUAGUGCACUCGGAGAACAGUUACGUGUCUACUUUGCAGAGACUAGUGAAUGACUACAAAAAACCGCUGGAGGAGUCCUCGCCGCCUAUAUUGAGUCAGUCGAAAAUAGCAACAUUGUUUCACAGACUACCCGAGAUUCUACAAUGUCAUACGUUGUUUAGAAUCGCUCUGGCGGAAUGUGUGCGAUCCUGGGACAAAGACGAGAAGCUGGGGGACGUGUUCGUCGCGAGUUUCAGCAAAGCUAUUGUACUUGACAUUUACAGUGGCUUUAUAAACAACUUUUCCGUUGCGAUGGAUCUGGCUAAGCAAGAAUCGAAGAGAAAGACCGCGCUUGCUGAUUUUUUUAAGGUGAAACAGAUAAGCGCGCACGAUAGAUUAUCUUUCUUCGGACUAAUGGUUAAACCAGUGCAGAGGUUUCCACAGUUCAUAUUGUUUUUACAAGAUUUAUUGAAGCACACGCCUCACGGUCAUCACGAUAGAAUGUCUUUGCAAUUAGCAUUAACGCAGCUGGAAAGUUUAGCGGAGAUGUUGAACGAAAGGAAACGAGAAGCGGAACAAUUCCAAGCGUUCAAAGAGAUGUUGCGACACGUUUCCGGAAAGUUAUCGCAUCGUCCUCUUUCCUCAGCAUCACGUUACCUUAUUCGAGAGGAUAAUGUUACACAACUGGAAUUUAAUCAAAACGGCAUGAUUACAAAAUCUAAGAGAAGAAGGUUAUUGCUACUGAACGACUUGGUGGUGUGCGUUUCUGUUACUCCAAGAUCCACGGAGGAUUUUUCAGGAAACGAACGAUUAACAUUAAAAUGGACAUACCCGGUAUCCGACAUUGAGAUUCAAGAUACCAGUACUUCUCCGACUUUGAGCCGAUUACUCACAGCUGGACUAAAUAAGGGCGGCAGCUUGAAAUCGGACAAAAGCGGAGAAUGCGGGCAAGCGGCCGAUGCGGAUAGUCUCUGUGUAGAGAUGAACGAUCUUAUGCAUGAUUAUGAGGUGAUGUCCAGAAUAAGUGAUUUAGUGGUCCAGUUGAAGGGAAAAUAUGAGGGGAUGACUCUGCAGACUACCAAGCAAAUUCUGCAAUCCAUACAAAUGUUGAUACAGCAAAAGGACGAAGAUAUGGUGUGGGCCGACAGUUGUUGCAUGCAACUAGUUACAAAGCAAGGUCAGAUGUAUACGUUUCAAACAGAAAGUCCAUUGGUAAAGAAGGAUUGGAUAACUGAACUUAGAUUGGCACAAUUAGCUUUGGAUCCCAACAACUCUCCUUCAUGGGAAGUACCUGAACAAGAGCAAAGACCAUCUACAAAGAUGCCAUUGUUCGUUAGUUCACAAGCUGUAUAUCACUCGCAACAUCAGACUGAAGUACGUUGCGGUUGUUAUUACACCACUGAAAACCCGCGUCCCACGAGGCGACGCGGUAGAAAUCAGAAUUACUUGUGGAUAUGUACAGGUGAUGGCAUAUCCAGUCAUGUAACAAUUUUCGGCCAGUCGACGACAGCCUCGGCCACCUGUUUAAAACGUAUAACCACUUUCGAUUUGGUUGAGACCAGAGUAAGCACUAUCGAGUUUGUAAAGGGGAUCUCCAGCAGCGAUCACGCUGUGCUCGCGAACGAUCUCGUGUGGAUGGGUACGGACUCCCGGAAAAUCAUAAUCUACGCCGCAUCGGAGCCCGAAAAGGAGGAAGAGAUCGGCAGUUACCCAGUGCUAGGACCUGUAGUAGAAAUUAAGUAUCAUUGCGACAAUGUUUUCGUAGCUUUAGGUACAGGCUUGCUACUUUUGUUCAAACGACAAAUCGACGGUGCAUGGAAUCUCAAAGAUCCCUUCGUUAUAACCCUCGGUAACGAUCCCGUCUCGUGUUUGAUGCCGAUCAACACGUCAAUUUAUGCCGCUUGCGGUAAGAAGGUAUGGGUACUUAACGCCACUUCAGGCGACAUUACGAAGAGCUUCAGCGCGCAGCACGAGCACGUCGGUAAUGUGAAGUUAAUGGCUCACUCGGGAGUCGGUCUCUGGGUCGCCCUGAAAAACUCGAGUACGGUUUGUCUUUAUCACACGGAAACGUUCAAACAUUUGCAGGACAUCAACAUAGCGUCUAAUGUCCUCAGAGUGACCAAAAUGAACAAUACUCCCAACACGAGCAGUAAUAGUAACUUCGCUAUUAACAAUCAAACAACUGUCACCGUGACGGCGCUAUUAGCGUGUAAAGGUCUAUUGUGGGUCGGUACCAACGUAGGCAUCAGCUUGACCAUUCCGUUACCGCGACUGGAAGGAGUGCCCAUCAUUAGCGGUCGCGUCAAUAUUUCGUAUCACGCCCAUUUCGGACCGAUUACCUUCCUGCUGGCGAUACAAAACACGAAGAACACAGUGUAUUCCACGAAAGAUCGCGCCAAUGAAGACGAGAACGCGCAACUGAAGGCGAGAGAGGCCGAACAGAGAUUACGAGACAGGGCGAGCGUAGACUCUUCUGUGUGCAGCAAUCUCGUGAAGCUGAAGCAACAAUUGGCGGGAAGCCCGGUAAUGCUGAGGAGAAAACGAAGCAAGGAGUACGAGUACAGAGGCUCGAAGACACUUCCGAGGGGACUAGGCGCCGGUUGCGGAUUUCUCUCAAGCUCCAUGUCCAGUUCGCAGAGUUCCGGUGAAAAUUGCGAUGUUUACGGGCUAUACGGUGAACUGAUGUACGUGAAGGACUACGAGAACGAGAACAAUUCGGGCAUAGACCCCGUUUACGAAACGUUGAGGAGAAGUGAUCCGGAAUUGGCAGCCAUACCAAAUAAAGUGAGUACCUUAGAUCGUAGAUUAAAGAUGAAAAUCACAAGGCCUAGGUCACUGGAUCUCUCCAACUGGUCGGUGGAUUCCCACGCGAGUUCUUUGUAUACGUCCUCCGGGUCGGAGGAGAAUCUGUCUCUGAAAACCGGAAGGUUAUCGCGCAACAGUAGUACAGCUAGUCGAAAUGGUCCGUACGACCUCCCCGCAACUAACAAUAGCGUAACGCAGUCGGAAUUGGAGACAACGUCCGCGAGUAAUGUUAAGGCGAACGGCAAGAAGAACAAUAAAGCGACGCAACAGGUGGAGCAGCCUAAGCGGACGGUGUUGACUCUGAUGGGUGGACGUGGUUACAUCAAUUGGCGGCAACUGAACGCGCAGUUCAACCUCGAGAAGAGUCCGAAGUCAACGUACGCGUUCAAAGACCCCAAUAGUAACGACGCGCACAUCGUCCUGUGGGAGAUGAAGUUAUGAUAUUCGAUCGCGCUAGGAUUAUCGUUACACAUCCACGUCGUUGUCAACGCGGAAGACGGAAUUUCGACGCUGAUGUCUCAUGUAUAUUGUAAUAUCGGAGAAUAGGACCAAAAGAGUACUAUGGACCAGCUCUCUCACUGGAGCACCGCUUCAGAUAAGAUCAUUGUUAAUCGUAAAGGACUGUCGAGUCUGUGUGAUUGUCGAUCUUCGAUCAUGUCGAUCUUCGAUCAUGUCGAUCUUCGAUCAUGCCGAGUUGUGCCGCGGUGAAUAUUUCGUAUUUCCUCGUUCGUGCACGAUCUUACGUUUAGUAUCGAUUUAUCUCGAAUAGGCCAAGGGAACGGAGCCGCUUGUUCGCGAAGAGUAUUAAAGAGUAAAAUAUAGACUCAGAUGUUAGAAUAUUAAAUAGUCCCUCGCGAUUGAUCGCCUCAUCGUUCAACAGGAAUUAUUUAACUAUACCAUAUCUCUUUUUUAACGAACAAUUUUCCUGAGAAGAAAAAAAAUACUUAUUCGAUUAACAGACUGAAGUGUAUGGCUCGUUGAAACGCACAAGACUAAUAUUAAGUAUCAGAUACGCUCUUAUGUCGCGAGACAAUGUUUAAUAUUGCGCAGGAGAAUGCUUAAAAACGUUUAAAUGCGAUGCAAUUAUUCCCACGUAAGAAUUGCUCGAAAUUUAUAUUUGCUCCUGCUCAAAGGUGUCACGUGAAUCUCAUUGAUGUACAUAGAAUGAAACUUAUAGUAGGCCGCGGAAAUGUUAUAAAAAAAAAAAGAAAGAACAGAGUUACGAUUGAACGGUUCUGUGCGCGAAACGUUUCGUAAAAAUAUUCGUGGGGAUAUUUGCGCCACAUGGAAAUACAUAGCGCGUAUCGUUUUUAUUUGAUGAAAACAAUAAUAAAUCGUGACUCACAACUGAGAUUAGAACUGCUGUUUAGCGGAGCGUUACGGAUUAUAUGUUCGCAUGCGAAAUAUUCGCUAGAUAUGCAUGCAUCUACGUCGAAAAUUUUACCACAUUGUUACAGACGACCAUUACAUUGUUUCAGCGAUGUAACAUUGUUAUACGCACACAGUACAAGGCACUCACAGAUCACAGCGCGCCGCAAAUCGACCGAGUGUACGACCUUUUGAGAUCGUUUCUUUACAUUAUAUCGAUACACGGUAUUAUUUGUUUUAAAAUGUAUACACACUGAUUUCGGUUUUAACCAAUGAUCUUACGAUCGCUCGUCACGUCGAUCCGAAUUCAUGAGUGUAAUAUUUCAUCGGUGUAAAACAAUAUCCAUUGCCGUUUUAAAUUACAACUGUAUCGAUAUGUUUCACACAUUAUAGAUUUAACUCUAUGGACGUGAUUUGAUAGAAAAAUAACGUUUUCAUACACAAUGCGCUAGUGUGUGUACGUAUAUGUGUACGUGUUUACUGUGUGCUUCCGAUAAGCUCCACACGCACGUGAUAUAAGACAAUAUGACGCAGCUGUAUUGUUCGCAGCAUGUAAGAAUCAAUUUAUACGACCCGUUGAAGAAACGACGACGGUAAUUGAAGGCACUUACUCUACCAACGUUCCCAUUUGAGAAUUGCCAAAAAUUUCAUUUGAAAGCUUCGGUGAAUAUAUAUAUAUAUAUAUAUAUAUAUAUAUAUAUAUAUAU
Odontomachus brunneus is the source of this 8182-nucleotide messenger RNA. Its product is annotated as rho guanine nucleotide exchange factor 10. Lineage: Eukaryota; Metazoa; Arthropoda; Insecta; Hymenoptera; Formicidae. The transcript has 14 exons. Gene Ontology annotation, biological process: actin cytoskeleton organization; positive regulation of stress fiber assembly. Bases 1857 to 6548 code for a protein of 1563 amino acids. Gene Ontology annotation, molecular function: guanyl-nucleotide exchange factor activity. The record is from RefSeq and is a predicted model, not a curated record.